UUUGCCGAUGGUAAAGAAUAAACAAAAGAAAAUGGUAUAUGGUUCUAACUUAACCCCAGACCAGUAAAUAAAUAAAAAUAACCUAUAAUAUAUAAAACAAAAUAAACUGAUGAAAUAAGUGAAAAAGUAAAUACUUUUACCAAUCAAAAUGACUUUACAAGAAAAAACUCGUUCUCCAUUCGAACAUUUACAAAAUACGUGGAAAGUCUAUAGCAGAAAAAAGUUUGUAAAGUAUGGAUUACCUUUUCUCAUUUUUACGGUGGGGGGUUCGGUGGCUCUAAAAGAGUGGACGCAGAUAAGGUAUCAAUUUGCACAGGUGAAAGGUGUGACUAAUGAAGAGGCAGAAAAAAUGGGUCUCCAUAGGGAAAAGAAAGUAACUGUAGAAGGAGUAUUUGAAGAAAUAAAGACACUGGAUAUUGAUAAUUGGGAAAACAAGAGAGGUCCUCGUCCUUGGGAAACAACAGAGCAGAAGAAGCAAUAGUAUUAAUAAUUAUUGUAACCUAAUAAACAUUAUUAUAUUAGCUA
Messenger RNA from Pararge aegeria (speckled wood butterfly), 525 nucleotides. It is a transcript of the gene l(3)neo43, whose product is annotated as cytochrome c oxidase assembly protein COX16 homolog, mitochondrial. Gene Ontology annotation, biological process: mitochondrial respiratory chain complex IV assembly. Lineage: Eukaryota; Metazoa; Arthropoda; Insecta; Lepidoptera; Nymphalidae. The transcript has 2 exons. The record is from RefSeq and is a predicted model, not a curated record. The coding region runs from base 149 to 481 and encodes 110 amino acids. Gene Ontology annotation, cellular component: mitochondrial inner membrane.